AUGGAUUCUGCAAUCAUGAGGUGGGAGCUCAUUCGAUUUGAUGAUGACAAUGUAAAAUGCGCGAAAAGUGAGGCAUCAAAGUUCGGAACUUCCAGCGCUUCCCGAGUGAUCGAGAUCAAUUAUCUGACCGGUAAUAAUUUUCUUUCAGAAGGUGAUUUUCCAUACCAUGUUAACGGCGUAUGCGCGACAAAAAGUAAAAAUCCUGACAGUUUUAUGUCAAUUUCUUAUUGUCUAUCAUCUAAGUCAGGUCUCAACUUUGGGAUACAUUAUCUAGAAGAUAGCACCAUAGAUAAUAUUGUCGAACAUUCCCAGGAUAUCCUUGUAUCAUACUCUUACUGA
This is a messenger RNA of Lachancea dasiensis, 339 nucleotides long. Lineage: Eukaryota; Fungi; Ascomycota; Saccharomycetes; Saccharomycetales; Saccharomycetaceae. The record is from the annotation of a GenBank genome assembly.